Prinia subflava (tawny-flanked prinia) is the source of this 2026-nucleotide messenger RNA. It is a transcript of the gene SNAI1, whose product is annotated as snail family transcriptional repressor 1. The transcript has 3 exons. Gene Ontology annotation, molecular function: DNA-binding transcription factor activity, RNA polymerase II-specific; RNA polymerase II cis-regulatory region sequence-specific DNA binding. The record is from RefSeq and is a predicted model, not a curated record. Lineage: Eukaryota; Metazoa; Chordata; Aves; Passeriformes; Cisticolidae. Gene Ontology annotation, biological process: regulation of DNA-templated transcription. The coding region runs from base 82 to 846 and encodes 254 amino acids.
CGCCGCCCCCCGGCCCCGCGCGCUUAUCAGCGGGCGCGGCUGCCCGCGGCCCCGCGGCGGCGGCGGCACCGGGGCUGCAAGAUGCCGCGCUCCUUCCUGGUGAAGAAGCACUUCUCGGCCAGCAAGAAGCCCAACUACAGCGAGCUGGAGAGCCAGGCCGUGCUGGGCGCCCCGCUGCUGUACGAGACGUGCCCGCUGCCCGUCAUCCCCCCGCCCGAGGUGCUCGGGCCCGGAGCCUACUACCCUCCGCUGGUGUGGGACGCGGGGCUGCUGUCCAGCCUGUUCCCGGGCGGCGCGGGCAGCGAGGCCGAGGGCGGCGCGGCCCCCGCCCUGGACCUGACGGCGCUCUCCAGCGAGGAGGAUGAAGGCAAGAGCUCGGGGCCCCCCAGCCCGGCCUCGGCCCCCGCCGCCGCCGAGCGCUUCCGCUGUGCCCAGUGUGCCAAGGCGUACUCCACCUUCGCCGGGCUCUCCAAGCACAAGCAAUUGCACUGCGACGCCCAGGCCAGGAAAUCCUUCAGCUGCAAGUACUGUGAGAAGGAGUACGUGAGCCUGGGGGCUCUCAAGAUGCACAUCCGGAGCCACACGCUGCCCUGCGUCUGCAAGAUGUGCGGGAAGGCCUUCUCCCGACCCUGGCUGCUGCAGGGCCACAUCCGGACGCACACUGGUGAAAAGCCCUUUUCCUGUACACACUGCAACCGGGCCUUUGCUGACCGCUCUAAUCUCCGCGCCCACCUGCAGACCCAUUCAGAUGUAAAGAAGUACCAGUGCAAAACCUGCUCCCGGACUUUCUCCCGCAUGUCGCUGCUCCACAAGCACCAGGAGACAGGCUGCUCCGGCUCUCGCUGAGGACUCCGCUCCCCGGGCCUCUCUCGUCACAAAUACCCAUAUUGUAACUAGUUUUGUAGGAGUUAGUUUCCUCCACGGCCGCGGCAGUGUGCACCGGGCUGGACACUGCUCCUCUGGCCCUUGGGACCCUCACACUCCUCACUUGGUGCCUCCAGUGCAAUGCAAGAGCCUCAUCAUAGAGAAUGCUGGGUUGGAAGGGACCCGCCGGGACCAUCGACUCCUCCAGGAGUUGGGACAUCCCAGGAACCCCUCCGUGUGCCUGAGAACAUUGUCCAGACACUUCCUGAGCUCACACAGGCUUGGUGCUGUGACCGCUCCUCCCAUCGGAGGUGCGGGCCUGGACUCGGUGCCGGGUGUGACACUCGGGGGUCGCGCUCCUGCCCUGGCCCCUCGGCAGUGCCCCCCAUGCCAGGGGCACUCGCACCUUGCAGGGCUGGACCUGCCCCUUCGGCUGGUAUUGAACACUGCCACCGUGUAGCUGGGGGGUUGGGGCUUGGUUUUUUUGUAUUUUGUGUUUUUUUGGUUUUUUUCUUUUCUUUUUUUAUUUUUUAUUUUUAAGUUCUGGUUUGGGUUUUUUUGUUUUAUUUUUUAAUAACACCAUAACCACUUGGUAACUUUUGAGAACCAGUAUUUUUUUGAUGAAGGACAAGACACUUCCCCCCAUACCCCCAGUGUAUAUAACCCGCCUGUAGAAGGUGUAACUAUGCAAUAAUACAGUAUCCCGGUAGUUGUGAAGCAGCUGCUUCUCCCCAGCACAAUGACAAUUUGCAAUGCCUGCGAGAUUAACAGUGUCCAUGAAAGGCAGGGGUAGCCAUUUCAAACCCCAGCCCUGUUUACAGAGCAGCUAUGCACUCAAGCACCUGUUAAUAUGACUCUUAACAACUGCUUUUCAAGAGAACUGUGACUAAUAGCAGGCACUUGUCAGCUGAUACAAUGGUGGCCUGUCCCAGGGCUGUCCAUCGACAGGUGUGUGCCAAAAGCCCUAUUUAUGGCUAUUGACAGGUGCCUCCUGAAUGCAUCUUUCUUUGGACAUUGUUUUCAUGAAUCAUUACAAAGAGGAUGUUUACAUUUCAAAGGUACACUGGUAUUUAUAUUUUUGUGCCACAAUUUUGUACUGAUGAAACUUUUUAUAUAAUGAUAUACAAUUUAUUGAUAUUCAAUAAAAUCGUUAAUUUAUAAU